AUGUUCGCAAACACUCUUACGGUCUUCUCGAUCUGCCUACUCCUGUGUGCCCUGCUGGGACGAGCACAGUCCUCUGGAUCAUCGUGCCCCUCAGAAGGUGCCACAGAAUGGAGCUUAGAGUACGGCAUCCCCCUUCUCGCCUAUGAAAAAGGGUUCGGAGGACUGUUGAAAGCAGGCCUGGGAGCAAACCAACUCGCUCCAAGCUCUACAUUGGCGACUCCCCAGUCUACAGCAGUUGUCAAACCGAACCGAGAUACCCUCUAUGCCAGCGUCUUUUACGACCUAUCGAGCCAGGACCUUGUGGUGGAUGUUCCGGAAGUCAACGACCGCUAUUAUGCUGUCUCUUUUUACACACCGUACGGGGACAAUUAUAUCAACCUGGGUCCAGUUGGCGGUAAUCCGGCUGGCAAGUAUCUCCUAACCCUGGCGCCUUCCAGCAGUGCCAUGGGGACUUUCUCGAAUUCCAGUGGCAAUGAUGGCUAUAUGGGUACCGUGAACUCUCCCACCACUUUUGGUAUCGUUCUGUAUCGAAUUCUCGUCAGGAAUGCAACCAGCGACGUAUCUGUCGUGAGCGAAAUCCUAAAAAGCUACACCAUUACGCCGAUAUCUCGCAAUGCAUCGAUGGUCGGCCCAGCGCUCGACAGUGCCAUAUUCGCAAACCUACCAAAUUCGACGGCGCAGAGCGUGAUGGAGCUAGACGCACGUUUCGAGCCCGUCUCUCCUUACAAUGCUACCGGCGGCAAGUCCCCUCUCACCACAUCCAACUUCACUCAGGCCGGUAUCUCAGGCGGCACGUACACGGCACCACAAUGCGUCAAUAUGACCUCGGCAUGGAUGGCAGCCCAAGCCGCGGUACAGUCGUUCCCUCGCGUGAAUGGGAGCGUGCUGAAUAUGGGUAAUGGGUGGGCUAUCAACAACCCGGAAUUCUCUGGGAUAUACGGCGCCAACAUUGUGGCUCGCGCCUAUAUUGCUCAAUUCGGGUAUCUGAUGCUUCAGCCUUCGCAAGCGAUCUACCCUUCCUUCGCAGGAAACCUCAGCCUAAUGGCCAACGAAUCCUAUGUUCUAAGAUUCUCCGGCAAGCCACCUCUGACGAAGCUCGGGUUUUGGAGUGUUACCAUGUACAAUGCCGCUGGCUAUCUCGUGGACAAUUCCAUCAACAGAUACUCUCUAGGCGACCGCGACAACCUGACUUAUUCGGAUGGCACUCCUGUGUAUGGGCCAGGCAGUGACACCGCGGUGGACAAGCCAUUCGAUAUCCUCGUCCAGGCGGAGCAGCCACCAAGCAAUUGGACGUCCAACUGGCUGCCCUCUCCUUCAGAACCAGGUCCUUUCGUCCUCUUGCUGCGGUGGUAUGUGCCUGCACCGGGGCUUUCGAAUGGAAGCUAUGUCUAUCCCGUUGUAACUAAAGGGGGCGCCAUUACCGGGAACUUGGAGUUGCAGCCUUCGCCAUCUCCAGCUGUCUCACCGUCUGCGGCGUCUGCAGCGCCUUCAUCGGCAUCUGGAACAGCUUCUGCGAGCGCGAGCGCCUCCGCAGCCUCUACCUCGGCGUCAUCUUCCAGUUCCCCCUCGUCGGCUGCAGCGCCUCGACUAAAUCCCCUGACAAGAUAUUCUGAAACGGGUGGGAAGACAGAGCAAGUCUUGAUGCUGCUUGGCGGAAUCGGAUAUCUUGGUCUGCUGCUCUGA
This is a messenger RNA of Fonsecaea multimorphosa CBS 102226, 1683 nucleotides long. RefSeq lists its product as uncharacterized. The record is from RefSeq and is a predicted model, not a curated record. The transcript is spliced from 3 exons. NCBI's taxonomy places the organism in Eukaryota, Fungi, Ascomycota, Eurotiomycetes, Chaetothyriales, Herpotrichiellaceae. Bases 1 to 1683 code for a protein of 560 amino acids.